UAAAUGAUUUGUUACAUAUUUUUAGCUGGUUUGGCAGUCUUAUUUUAUGUAUUUGUAAUACAUAUUUAUGCUAAAUUGUGGUUAUUAAAGUUGAAACAUGGAAAAGAUGUGGAGAUUUCCUAUUUCCCUUUAUUUGGUGAUUACUUUUAUUUGACAAAAUCUUUUAAAAAAUACGGUGAUGCUAUGGAGAUUUUUAAAUAAAGAUACUAAAAGAAUCCAAACAUAAAAUUUGUUGCUUCUAAUAUUUUAAAUAAAGUAUUUCUUUUCAUCCACGAUCCUGAAUAUUAUAAAUCAGUUCUUGUGAAUCAUUAAAGCUAUACAAAAGUGGAGAUUCUAUACCAUCCGUAAAAAAUUUUAUAUAUAUUUAGAAAAUUAUCAUCAACCUCUAUUUUAUUUGGUGAACCAGACAAAGUCAAAUAGUAAAGAAAUUUAUUAGGUGAAGCUUUUACAUUUGAAAAAUUGAAAUAGAGAACACCAAUAAUAAAUGAAGUUUUAUUAUAGAAAUUAGAGAAGGAGGAUAAAACGGAUGUAUUAGAUUUUUUAACAAAAACAUCAAGUGAAAUAAUAAUAAAGACUUUUUUUUGUAAGGAAUUAUAAGACAUAAUUGUGUAAGGAAAUGAUAUUACUACAGAGAUGAUUGAUUUAAUAACUUAAUUAGGAAAUAUGCAAAUGAACGAUCUUUAUGUGAGUGUUAAGUUAGCAUUAUUAGGUAGGAAAGCAUUUGGUUUUUUUCCUUCUAAGAAAGAAAAACUUUUAGAUGCUCGUAUUGAUAGAUUGAUAGAUGGGACUUUGAUGCCAAUUAUAAAAAAUAAGAUUGCUAAUUAUAAGGCUAAUUAAAAUUAAGAUUUUUUAGAUCUUUAUGUUAAUGCAUAUCUAAAUUAAAAGCCCAAUGAACCAAAGAUAACUGAAUUAGAAUUAUGCUAAUUGUUUGUUUCAAUAGUUUCAGCAGGAACUGAUACAUCAUCACAUUAAAUAGCAAUAACACUUUAUUAUUUAGGAAUAGAUAGAAAAGCAUAAGAAGAAAUAAGAUAAGAGUUGAUAAAUGUAGUUGGUGAUGAAGUAGACAUUUAGCCAUAACAUUUAAGUAAGUUAGUUUUAUUGAAUGCAUUUAUUUAUGAAGCAUUCAGAGUUAAGAGUACUGUAAUUUAACCAUUAACUAGAAUAGCUAAAGAAUCUCAUUAUAUUCAAAAUUUAAAAAUUGAGAAGGGUAUGUAUAAAAAUUAAUAACUUACUAUUAGGUACAUAUGUAGCUGCAUUAACUACAGCUCCAAGUUGGAGUAGUAAGUAUUUUAAUGAUCCAAAUAAAUUUGAUUAUAAAAGAUGGUUAAGUUAAAGACCAAUCUAAGAAGAUAAUGGAUAUGUAUUUGUUCCUUUUUCUGCUGGAGGUAGAAAUUGUAUUGGUUAACAUAUGGCAAUGAUGACUAUGAAAAUUAUGAUUGGUUAAAUCUUAAGAAAAUAUGAUGUCAUUGUAGAUUAAACGGUUUAAGUAACCUUUCCUUUAGUGUUAUUUAUUUAAUAUUCACCUAAAAAUCUAGUCAAACUGGAAAAACGCAAGUUAUGAAUAAUUUUACAUAUUAAAUAAAUUUU
Molecule: messenger RNA, 1587 nt
Organism: Paramecium sonneborni
Lineage: Eukaryota; Ciliophora; Oligohymenophorea; Peniculida; Parameciidae
Source: the annotation of a GenBank genome assembly